AUGGACAACACACACCCCCGACUACGAAAGUCAACCAAGGUUGACCCUGAAAUCAUGGCCCAGCCCCUCGAACCAAACACAGCCCAUGAACACGAUGCAUUGCUCGGAGAUCAAGGUCAACGCGAAAGCAACGGGGAUGAAUCUACAGAGUUUCGUGACACAACCCACCUCAAAUCGAAGCGCGCUCUGUUCCUAGACAACUCUGUUGUACGUGUGCUGAAGAUUACUUUGGGAUGCAGCUACAGCAAUUUGCUACUGCCGUUCGUGUUUCUAGGCAUACUCGCGGGGAGUCUAGGAUGGGAUGACUCGAUUUCCUUCUUCUUCAAUUUCCUGGCGAUUCUUCCUCUUGCGGCUUUGUUGUCGUUCGCCACAGAGGAACUGGCAAAAAGUGUCGGGCAAACCGUCGGAGGGCUGAUAAAUGCGACAUUUGGAAAUGCGGUUGAGAUGAUUGUGGGCAUUAAUGCGGUCCGACAGGGGCAAAUCAGCAUCGUGCAGUCUAGUAUGGUGGGCAGUAUCUUGUCGGGAAAUCUUCUUAUACUCGGUGUUUCAUUGUUCUGCAGCGGCUAUGCGAAAGAGAUGGUCAAAUUCAACGUGGAUGUUAGUGGGAUACUGUCGUCUUUGAUGGUAGUCUCAUCUGCAACGUUGAUCAUUCCAUCCGUCCUCUAUUCAACCAUACAAUCCAACUCCCAAGAAGUGGAAUCCAGCGUCCUGAGUCUCUCCCGUGUCGCCUCCGUGGUCCUACUCACAUUAUACCUAGUGUACCUCUACUUUCAACUGAAGAGUCACUCAGAGCUAUUCGUCGAUGAUAAACAAGAAGAGGAAGAAGAGCGAGUUUUGGGCCCCUGGCCGGCAAGUAUCAUUUUGAUACUUGCAACUCUCGGAGUUACCCUUUGCUCUGAUCGUCUGGUGAACAGUGUCGACGGCUUUGUGGACAAGUGGCAUGUGAGUCGGGCUUUCAUUGGUUUGAUUGUGGUUCCCAUUGUCGGUAACGCGGGAGAAUUUAACACUGUUAUCAAUUCCUCUAUCAAGGGAAAUAUGGACCUCGCCAUUGGUGUGAUUGUGGGAAGCACGUUGCAAAUCGCAUUAUUUGUCAGUCCGUUCCUGGUCAUGUGUGGCUGGGUCAUUGGGCAGCCCAUGUCCUUACGUUACAGUCCAUUCGAAACUGUGGUCUUCUUCCUAUCGGUGAUAGUCAUGGACUGCUUGAUUCGUGGAGGUCGAUCGAACUACUAUGAAGGGACUCUAUUGGCUGGAACGUAUCUAAUCAUUGCAAUCGCAUUCUACGUGCAUCCGGAUGCAGUCGAUGCACCCUUCGUUUAG
Molecule: messenger RNA, 1317 nt
Organism: Penicillium griseofulvum
Lineage: Eukaryota; Fungi; Ascomycota; Eurotiomycetes; Eurotiales; Aspergillaceae
Product: Sodium/calcium exchanger membrane region
Exons: 4
Coding region: 1-1317 (438 amino acids)
Biological process (GO): calcium ion transmembrane transport; intracellular calcium ion homeostasis
Cellular component (GO): fungal-type vacuole membrane
Molecular function (GO): calcium:proton antiporter activity
Source: RefSeq, a predicted model, not a curated record